Endocarpon pusillum Z07020 is the source of this 2502-nucleotide messenger RNA. RefSeq lists its product as uncharacterized. Gene Ontology annotation, cellular component: anaphase-promoting complex. The record is from RefSeq and is a predicted model, not a curated record. The transcript is spliced from 3 exons. Bases 1 to 2502 code for a protein of 833 amino acids. Lineage: Eukaryota; Fungi; Ascomycota; Eurotiomycetes; Verrucariales; Verrucariaceae.
AUGGAUCUUCCGGCCAAUGCUGGAGCCUCUUCACCACUAGAUCCCACUGCCACAACCUUCAAGAUGCCUGCACAACCAAGGAUAUUAACGUCGAGUGAACCUGUCGUCGAACUACUCACGAACGGACAAAUCAAGCAAUCAAGACCGCCCCCAGCGAAGAAGGAGAAUCAAGCAAGUAAUGCUGCUCAAAACAUAUCGAAGCCCGCUUCGGAAGCCGCGCCAAAAGAAGAAGGGGCCGAGAAACAGCUCUCCAACAAAGAACUUAAACUAAAACAGAAGGCUGAGAAGCAGGCAAAAAGGGCGGCACAGAAAGCUGCCCAAGACGCUGAAGCACUGGAUAAGGCUCAGCAGCAGCAGCCAGAGCAAUCCUCCGCAGACCAGAGGAGGCCAUCAAACACAGGCAAAGCACAGCCGAGCCAAGGGGUCAAGAUCACUGACAUGACCACGCAUCACAAACGGGCGGCAGAUACUUCAGUCAAGAGUUUGCCCAUCAGGCCUCCAACAGGACUCACAUCUCAGACUAAGGAGGCAGAAGCUGAGAAGAAGUCACCCCCAGAGAAAAAGGUCACAGUAUUUAGCCAUCUCUACAGCAAAGACCGCCGCACCGGCAUUGCUGGCGUGAGCAGGGAAAUUCACCCCGCUGUUCUCACCCUAGGUAUCCAGCUUCGGGAUUACGUUAUCUGCGGCGGCAACGCUCGCUGCGUCGCCACCUUACUAGCAUUCAAAAAGGUCAUCCAAUCCUACACCACCCCUCCAUCUGUCGCCCUGCCCCGCCACCUAACAACGCAUCUCUCCCACCAAAUCUCCUACCUAUCCUCCUCUCGCCCCCUCUGCACCAGCCAAGGCAAUAGUAUCCGCUGGCUGAAAAAGCUAGUCGUAGAGCUCGACCCUAAAGUCUCAGAUCCGGAUGCGCGUGAUUUCCUCUGCAAGAGCAUCGACCUCUUCAUUCGCGAGAAAGUCACACUAGCUGACGAAGUGAUUGCGCGCGAAGCAAGCAAGAAGAUCGUCAACGGCGACACCGUCCUCGUCUAUGCCAAGAGUAGCGUUGUUGAGAAAAGUCUUCUGACCGCUCAUCGGGAGGGUAAGGCAUUCAGCGUCGUGGUUGCGGACUCAAGGCCAUUGUUCGAGGGGAAGAACCUAGCGAGGAGUCUCGCGAGGGCGGGGUUGCAGGUGCAGUACUGUCUGCUUACUGGGCUAGGGAGUCUGAAUAAGAAAGUGACCAAGUGCUUUUUGGGCGCUUCGGCUAUGAUGGGCAAUGGGAGAUUGUAUUCUCGAGCCGGGGCGGCGAUGGUGGCUAUGAUGGCCAAAGACUCUGGCGGUAUGGUUCCGGAGUUUGGGGCCGUGGGCAAUGUGCCGGUGAUUGUGUUGUGUGAAAGCGUGAAGUUUUCGAGCCGGGUGGUGCUGGACAGUAUUGUCAGUAAUGAAUUAGGGGAGCCGGAUGCACUGGUGGAGCAUGAAGACGAUGGAAUCAUUACUCCUUCGGUGGCCCAGCUUCCAGCUCCUGCUGCUGGUGCAAAAAAGGGUAAAGGUGGCAAGGCAGAUGCAGAAGAGGAAGAUGAUUCAGCUAGGAGGAAAAACUUUGGAUUGGAAGGAUGGACGGAACAGCCAAAUCUGCAGCUUCUAAACCUCAUGUACGAUGUUACGCCAGCGGAGUAUCUGGAUAUGGUUAUUACGGAGUUGGGGAGCAUACCGCCGAGUGCGUUGGUUGCCGGCCAGAAGAACGAUUCAUUCUCGACUCCCAUCUCCCGUUACAGCACUCGCCAACCUCAAAUCCCAUCAACCUUCCAUUGCCAUAUCCCGCAAAUUACCGGUGCUAGAACUACAUUAGCAUGCCGUAUGCCUUAUGAUGUACCAGUCCAAUUCUACCUUGAUAAAUCCAAUAUCCUGACUCUUCUCCCUGAAGCACUGUCUGCAGAUAUUGAGACCGUAUUUUCGAAUCAGACCGGCUUUGUGGGUGCAGACUCGGCUUCCAGAGACUCCUCCGCAACCUACAUCCACAUGCACUCGCCCCGCCUCGCCGACCUCUUCGAAGAAUUCUGCCGCCCACCCUCCGCCACCACCCCUUCCAACCAAAUCCCCCACUCCAACAAUCCCUCUUCCACCAACACCGUCACCAACCCUCAAAACUCAACCGGCAAUCACAACAACAAUGACAAUAUGGCCCAGCUCCCGGGCCACUUUCUCCCCUUUGAGGAGAUCUUUCUCCCUCCGCACCUCGUGCCCGUGAACCCGGAGGACGAAGAUGAUGUGGUGCCGGAUAUGCACGCCGCGUUUGGGAUUAAUAGGGCGUUAGGGCAGGGGCAGGAAGGUGGGGGUGGUGGUACCGCUGGUGGGGCCGGGCAUAUGAGGGAGCCCGCCUGGAGGGACUUUGGGUUGGAGGAGCUGGUGAGGAGGGGUCCGAGCGGGACUGGGAGCGGGGAGAGAGUGGGCGGUGCUGUUGCUGCGGCGGUCGGGAGGAAUAGAAGGGAUGGGAAGAGGAGUGGGUUGAUGAUGAUGCGGUGA